AUGGCAAAGAAUGAAGCCGCCAAACACCAUCCUUUCAAGGGAACUCUGCACCUUCUGUUUUUUCUGGGCUGUCUGGGGUCCACGCUGUGCGCCGAUAUAGGCUCUCUACGGUGCAUCUUGACUGUCAAAUCUGCUAUCAAACCUGGACAGCCUUGGUAUGAAGGACCAUGCUCAGUGGACGGAAAGACUCUCUUUCAGGCCACAUCUUUGGGUAAACUGACAAAGGAGGAAAAUGGCACUCGGGCAUGCCUAAAUUUGCCUCCAAGCCUGAAAAAUACUUUAGAACUGAUGAGGAACCAGCUGCGUAACAUGGAGUCAGAGCAAAUCAAGACCAUGGGUAAUAACAGCCUCCAGGUCACCAUGCAAUCUCAGUAUAAUCAAGGACAACUCACUGAUGCCUUCUGCAACAUCAACAUUAAUGGACGGUUUUCCUUCUGGUUUAAUCCAACUAAAGAUACCUGUAGAUGGAAUGGUCAAUGGGAGAGAAACGAGGAACUAAACAGGAGUCUACGGAUGCUGCUUGUGGGAGAUUUCGGCCACUGCUACGAGGAAUUGUUGACACUCUCUGGAGAAACACCAAUUUCCCUGUGCUUCUCAUUCCCUAUUAACCAGUGGUCCAGGCCCUACAUGGCCUGCCAGUGA
This is a messenger RNA of Rattus rattus (black rat), 642 nucleotides long. RefSeq names its product retinoic acid early-inducible protein 1-beta-like. The record is from RefSeq and is a predicted model, not a curated record. Bases 1 to 642 code for a protein of 213 amino acids. Lineage: Eukaryota; Metazoa; Chordata; Mammalia; Rodentia; Muridae. The transcript is spliced from 4 exons.